GGACCGCGGGAACGCUGUCGUUCAGAUCCGUGCGAAUUGGCGUUGGGUGUGGACGCGAGUGGCAGAAGCAGGCGGCGUCUCCAGACACAAGCUCUUCCACCGCGAAUCUGGCAUUAGCGAGCCAGUUCAGAAUUCCCGCAAAAGUUCAAGUGACAAUUUUCAAACCCAAUAACAACUUUCCGACAAAGUCAACGCAAAUUGAAUACGAUUUGAUUGUCCCUCGAUCCUCAUCGAUUUACUAUAUUACGCACAGGAAAAGAAAGUCAACGAUAAAGUUUUAGUGAAAAAGUUUCCCUGGCUCCCUCGACGUGGCGAUGCAACCGAAGGGAAACCAAAAAUUUUGUAAAUGAGUUUUCCUAUCGCCGGGCUAAACCAAUUAACAGAAUUUAUUCUUGUGUAAUAAAUAAAUUGCCAACAAUUAUAUCUUGCAACUCCCUCAAGCAUAAUCAAAUGAAAUGUUCAACAAAAUGUUUACGGCAAUUGCAGCUCAAAGCGAGAGACCAUCGACGAGGUGCAAGCUGUGGUGGUAGUGGCAAGAAAGCUCAAAGAAAGCCGCAAGGCUGAACCAGAAAUUUAUAAUUGGUAAUAACAGAAAGAAGCCAAGGGACCUCGCUUACCGUCCGAAUCCACUCCUCUCCUCAACCGCGUCGCAUGUGAGCGCAAUCUCAGCCCAGCGGGAGAGACGGAGAGGCAGGCGAUGCCAAGAUGCCAUCGGCAGACCAGAUCCUGUUUGUAAAUGUCACCACAACGGUGGCGGCGGCGGCUCUAACCGCUGCGGCCGCCGUCAGCACCGCGCAGUCCGGGGGCGGCCAGGAUGCCGCUCGGCCGUACACGGACUCGGACGCGAAUAGGGGCGUGGCAGCGGAGGCGGCGGCGGCGGCGAUGGGCAACGUGUCCGGCUCGCUGCUGGAGGGCCUGACCACCGUGGCGGCGGCUUUGAGCACAGCUCCGGCGGAGGCGGACGCGGACGCGGCGGGGGAGUGCGGCGGAGGAGCCGUGGAGGAGCUGCACGCCAGCGUUUUGGGGCUCCAGCUGGCGGUGCCCGAGUGGGAGGCCCUGCUCACGGCCCUCGUGCUGUCGGUCAUCAUCGUGCUGACCAUCAUCGGGAACAUCCUGGUGAUCCUGAGUGUGUUCACCUACAAGCCACUGCGCAUCGUGCAGAACUUCUUCAUCGUGUCGCUGGCGGUGGCCGAUCUCACGGUGGCGCUCCUGGUGCUGCCCUUCAACGUGGCCUACUCGAUCCUGGGCCGCUGGGAGUUCGGCAUCCACCUGUGCAAGCUGUGGCUCACCUGCGACGUGCUGUGCUGCACCAGCUCGAUCCUGAACCUCUGCGCCAUCGCCCUGGACCGCUACUGGGCCAUCACGGACCCGAUCAACUACGCCCAGAAGCGGACCGUGGGCCGCGUCCUGCUGCUCAUCUCCGGGGUCUGGCUGCUCUCGCUGCUGAUCAGCAGUCCGCCGCUGAUCGGCUGGAACGACUGGCCGGACGAGUUCACCAGCGCCACGCCCUGCGAGCUGACCUCGCAGCGCGGCUACGUCAUCUACUCCUCGCUGGGCUCCUUCUUCAUCCCGCUGGCCAUCAUGACGAUCGUCUACAUCGAGAUCUUCGUGGCCACGCGGCGGCGCCUGCGCGAGCGGGCCAAGGCCAACAAGCUCAACACGAUCGCGCUCAAGUCCGCCGAGCUGGAGCCGAUGGCCAACUCCAGCUCGCCCGCCGGCGCCUCCACCUCCGGCUCCAAGUCGCGCCUGCUGGCCAGCUGGCUGUGCUGCGGGCGGGACCGCGCCCAGUUCGCCACGCCCAUGAUCCAGAAUGACCAGGAGAGCAUCAGCAGCGAGACCCACCAGGCGCAGGCGCAGCAGCAGCAGGAGGGCUCCAAGGCGGCCUCCCAGGGCCACAGCGAUCCGCAGCAGCAGCACGUGGUCGUGCUGCUCAAGAAGUCGCGUCGCGCCAAGAUCAAGGACUCGAUCAAGCACGGCAAGGCCCGCGGCGGCCGCAAGUCGCAGUCCUCGUCCACCUGCGAGCCGCACGGCGAACAGCAGCUCCUGCCCGCCGGCGGAGGAGGUGGUGCAUGCCACACUGCCGGCGGAGGACACUCCGGCGGCGGGAAGUCGGAUGCCGAGAUCAGCACGGAGAGCGGGAGCGACCCCAAGGGUUGCAUACAGGUCUGUGUGACCCAGGCGGACGAGCAGACGUCCCUCAAGCUGACCCCGCCGCAGUCCUCGACGGGCGCCGCCACCGUCUCCGCCACGCCGCUGCAGAAGAAGGCGAGUGGCGUGAACCAGUUCAUCGAGGAGAAGCAGAAGAUCUCGCUGUCCAAGGAGCGGCGGGCGGCCCGCACCCUGGGCAUCAUCAUGGGCGUGUUCGUCAUCUGCUGGCUGCCCUUCUUCCUCAUGUACGUCAUCCUGCCCUUCUGCCAGAGCUGCUGCCCGACGAACAAGUUCAAGAACUUCAUCACCUGGCUGGGAUACAUCAACUCCGGCCUGAACCCGGUCAUAUACACCAUUUUCAACCUGGACUACCGGCGGGCCUUCAAGCGGCUGCUCGGCCUCAACUGAGACCCGUUCGCCAGGUGGGGCGGACGGCCAGCGGUCCGCGGCAGCGGAAGGAUGUCGAUGGUCGAGCGGAGCAGCGUUACUCAGAGUUUGUGCCAAACGUAAAGAGUGGUUUAUCCGACCAGCAAAGAUCUCAUUUAUCAGUUGAGCCCCAACUUACCGAACUACUGAUGUUCAAGCAGAUUCGAACUUCUAUGGCCUCUAACUCUUUUAGCGGGCAAUCUGGAUUUUGAUUAAGAUGUUGUAAUACAGUUAAGUUUGUGCUAUUUUUAUAUAAUCAUUUUUUCUACAGCUUUGAACAAAUUGUUAUGUUUCACAAAACUGCACUUUGUUGCUAUGGUUUUUAGAAAAAAUAACAUUUUUAUGCUAUCUUACCAAUAGAAAAAAUUAAGUUAUAGAAGUUCGUCUGUUCGGUAAAACCGGGGCACACUUAAGAAAAUACGAAUUGUUCAAUACUCAUAUUAAAAUCGGUUAAGCUGAGAUAAAAUGAGGACAAAAGCCUCCAGCCACCUAUGCCUGCUAUGGAAAUCAUCAAGUAACAUUUUAAAAAUACAUAACCAUACACACAUUAUACGAGUAUAUACCAUAAACAAGCAAAUCGACAUCCCAAACGAGAAAAGCAUCAAAUUGAAUUUAAUACAAUUAAAUUAAAUGUUUAGGCACAAGAUUUGUGGCAACUUUCGUGUUUCACCCUACGCGUAUGGAAAAAAACAAAAAGGUGUUAGUAAAAUCAAAUCUGCGCUCAAAAUAUGUAUAACAAAGUAAGCAUAACUUCCAAAUAACAAAAUAUGAUUUCUAGGAUUUACUUUAACGAUUUGUAUUUAAUGUAAUUUAACUGUAGGUAACCGAUAAACUACUACACUUAAUGUAUAUUUUCAAAUACGCUUUACACUAUUUGUUAAAUAAUUUAAUGAAUAAUUGUUUUUAUGACAGCAACAAUUGUGUUGAGAGGGCAGCUGAAAGCUUGCGCAUCGAAACGUACUUAAGGUAGAUAAAUGUUUAAUUGCACUUUACGGAAUGCAAAAGAGUUAGCGAAAUGGAGUAUUAUAAAUCGAUGUAUAAACUCAAGUACAUGCUAUAUCGUAUAUAUCACAAUUUAUGUCUUUUAAUGACUAUGUACGAUAGUUUCACUAAUUAACUUGUUUAACGAGCAAAUGCAAGCUAAGCAUAAACGAAACAAACAAAAGACAGAUUCGAAUUAAAGUUAUGGAAAAAACUAAA
Drosophila ficusphila is the source of this 3774-nucleotide messenger RNA. It is a transcript of the gene Oct-TyrR, whose product is annotated as tyramine/octopamine receptor. Bases 706 to 2556 code for a protein of 616 amino acids. Gene Ontology annotation, biological process: adenylate cyclase-activating adrenergic receptor signaling pathway. The record is from RefSeq and is a predicted model, not a curated record. Gene Ontology annotation, molecular function: octopamine receptor activity. Gene Ontology annotation, cellular component: membrane. NCBI's taxonomy places the organism in Eukaryota, Metazoa, Arthropoda, Insecta, Diptera, Drosophilidae. The transcript is spliced from 3 exons.